This is a messenger RNA of Oppia nitens, 1191 nucleotides long. RefSeq names its product legumain-like. Lineage: Eukaryota; Metazoa; Arthropoda; Arachnida; Sarcoptiformes; Oppiidae. The record is from RefSeq and is a predicted model, not a curated record. Gene Ontology annotation, biological process: vacuolar protein processing. The transcript has 7 exons. Gene Ontology annotation, molecular function: cysteine-type endopeptidase activity. Bases 104 to 772 code for a protein of 222 amino acids.
AACGGUAAACGGUAAUUAUGCUUCAACUAAUAAUAUUAUCCAAAAUAAUUGGGUUGUAUUGGCUGCCGGUAGUAUUGGUUGGGACAACUAUGCCGAUCAGUCAAUGAUAUACCGGGCCUAUCAUAUGUUCCGGUCGUACGGUAUACCCGACGAUCAUAUCAUAAUGUUUCACUACGACGAUAUUGCCUACAAUACACACAAUCCGACACCGGGUAAAGUAAUCAACGUUCCCGGAGGUCCCGAUGUCUAUCACGGCGUUCCCAAACACUAUACCGGUGCUGAUGUUACACCAGAGAACUAUUUAGCGGUACUUAAAGGCGAUCCGGAAUUGGAGAAAAAGGGCCGAAAAGUGCUGAAAAGCGGUCCAAACGAUAACGUAUUUCUAUGGUUCGGCGAUCACGGAGCACCUGGUAUGAUACUGUUCCCGAAAUUAGGUGUACACUCGAGUGAUCUACACUCGGCACUGGUAUAUAUGYACGAAAAUAAACGUUACGCCAAUCUAGUCUAUUAUGUUGAUACAUGCUUUUCAGGUUCAAUGUUUAAUAAAUCACUAACCAGUGAUUUAAAUGUCUAYGCUGUUACGUCAGCACCAAUUGAUGAUGGUAGUUAUUUUUAUUAUUAUGAUAAACAAUUGGAAACAUUUUUAGGUGCAUGGGUAUUAUCACAUUUUCUAAUUGAUCUUGAUCAAACUGUUGACCUUGAUAAACGUACCCUGGACCAACAAUGGCAUUAUUUGAAUAGGACUCACGUUAUCGAUGAAACCCAAACCUAACCCGCGAUCAUCCAGGCUAUCAAUAUCCUCAACGUUACGGUCAACUAGAGAUGCGGUCGAAAACCUUGUCACAGUUUUUUGGACAUAAAAAAUCUAUUGAUGAAUCAAAAUAUCCAUUACUAYCAAUUAGUGAYAAUAAUAAUAAUAAUAAUAAUAAUAACUAUGAGUUAGUUAGCAAACAUAAUGCUGAUAUACGWUUGGCUGAAUUACGUUUACAGUACAGUACAAGUUUGGAUAGAAAAUUAUACUAUGUUCAACAAUUAAAAUCAUUGUUAGAGCGCCGGAUAUUAGUUGACCGACAUUUCCGACAAUAUUUGWUAGUAUUAGUCAUACACUGAUUAGUAGUAGUAGUAGUAGUGAUKYCGACAUAAUCGAUACUAUGCUAACUGAGCGCCAAUUGUUAGCUAACAGUGUUAAUG